GAUUAAUACAUUUUAUAUACGCAGUCAUCCUAAGAUGAGCUCCUUCCUCAUUGACUCGCUCAUUCAGAGCAAUCAAAGAAAAACAUCGCCAGUUUCGCCCACUGUCAGAGAACCAGCGCCUUACAACUUGACGGCAUGUACCUAUUGUUGGACACCUCAACAUGAUAAGAUCAAUUUUUGUCAGUUAUGCGUUCCCGGGACAUCCACCAUAAGUUCUUAUGCUAUGCCAGUAAGAAGUCAGGUCAUUCCAGCCUCUGCCAUGCGUCAAACUAUGAUCCCUAAGGAUUACUCACGACUGCAGGAACAUUUUCUCGGCCCGGUUGAAAGCGGUAUGCGCUUAGAUUCAAAUUUUGGUCACGAUGAUGAUGGAUGCGGCAAAGGUAACUCGCGUACAAAACGAAUUCGAACUGCUUACACGAGUCUGCAGUUGUUAGAGCUGGAGAAAGAAUUCAGCAACAACCGUUAUCUCUCUCGUCUUAGAAGAAUUCAGAUUGCUGCCAUGUUGGAGUUAACUGAGAAGCAAGUGAAAAUUUGGUUCCAAAACCGUCGUGUGAAAUGGAAGAAAGACAGAAGAAUGUCAAGCACGAUGUCCUGCAGCUCAGGAAUAACUGUCAAAUGUGAAGCAGAAAGUAUUGAUGAUGAGGACUUUUCCACUAAGGAAGAAAGAUAGAGAAACAAUUUUUACAUGCAAUAGUAUAAAUUCUCUCCAGUAACUUGCAUGCAGGGGCCAGUGUAUGGUUUUCCCUGGCCUAGAGCCAUAGACCGAGAAUAUCUAUACGAAUGUGCAUUUCUCUGAAACCUUCAUAAGACGUAUAUAAAGGUAUAACGUUUUAGUGAUAUAGUUGUUCCAUAUAUAGGGUUAAUAUAGCCCAUUGUAUUUAAGAAUAUCUACGAAAUCAAUGUAAAAUUCGUUAUCCUGCAGUUCAGGGCAAAAAAAUUCAUGCGCAUGCAUGCAGUUACACGAGAAAUCUCAUAUAGCGUUUUUCUUUUCAUUUUUUGAGUAUGACGUGCAAGGUAACUUCUUGGAUAAAAAGUUACAUCAUGUAUAUAGAAAACAGCAGUAGACUCAUAUAUUUAUUAC
Molecule: messenger RNA, 1081 nt
Organism: Dendronephthya gigantea
Lineage: Eukaryota; Metazoa; Cnidaria; Anthozoa; Malacalcyonacea; Nephtheidae
Product: homeobox protein Hox-C6-like
Exons: 2
Coding region: 35-670 (211 amino acids)
Biological process (GO): regulation of transcription by RNA polymerase II
Cellular component (GO): nucleus
Molecular function (GO): RNA polymerase II cis-regulatory region sequence-specific DNA binding; DNA-binding transcription factor activity, RNA polymerase II-specific
Source: RefSeq, a predicted model, not a curated record